Naegleria gruberi is the source of this 6213-nucleotide messenger RNA. RefSeq names its product rho guanine nucleotide exchange factor. Lineage: Eukaryota; Heterolobosea; Eutetramitea; Acrasida; Naegleriidae. The transcript has a single exon. The record is from RefSeq and is a predicted model, not a curated record. The coding region runs from base 1 to 6189 and encodes 2062 amino acids. Gene Ontology annotation, molecular function: guanyl-nucleotide exchange factor activity; protein binding.
AUGUUCAUUCCCUUCCUUCUUCAAUUCUUUCUGUGUUGGUUUGUUGUGUGGUGUGUUCAGACUUUUCUCCCGCCACCCGACAAGACUCCAAACAACACUUCCUCUACUGUAAAUAAUAAUUAUCAACAACACAAAGAAAACAACACGAAGGAAUUACAUAGAAAUGAUGAAGGAAAGUUAUUGUUUUUGUGUGAGUUGAGAGAGACGAGGGAGGCUUUGCAAAAGGAUUUGGAGGAAUUAAUUAAUACUAAUAAUAAUAAUAUUCAUCAUGAUGAUGAUGAUGACGAUAAUUUAGUAAUACAAAAAGAAGAGGAUAAUGUAGAAUUAAUAUCUAAAUUAUCAAAUAGUGAUGAGAAGGAAAUAUUAAUGGAAUGUAAAGAAGAAUUCGGAUUGGAGACAAUUAGUAAUGUAAUUCAAGACGAUCAUCAUUCUAGUCUUCAAAAUACUACUACUGAAGACGAAGAAAAACUUGCCGAAUUUAUUCAGGCCAUCAUUCAUGCUCAUGACAGCAAUAGACACCUACGAAACCAAUAUCAUUCCAUUGAAUUGAUCGGACAAGUGUGUAGGAAUUAUUUGGAAAGGAAGGAACACGAUCAAGAAAGAAACAGUCUCACCAAUUUACAAUCAUUGAUUAAAAGAAGAUUUAAUCAACAGGUUAUGAAGAGUGAUUUGGAAAAACUAAACUUAGUGACGGGUUUUUUGCAUUCCAAGCAGAUACAGUAUCGUAUUGCUGAGGAGAUUGUCAUGUUGAGAAUGAUUCAAUCAGUCAUUAGAGGAAAUUCACAAUAUUGUGAUUUCAAGAACCAAGUUAAUUGUACUGUUAUGGUGCAAAGUCGCUGGAAGUCUGCAUAUUUGAGAAGGGAGUUUGAUGAGAUGAAAGAAACUUGUCAAACAGUUCAGAGUUUAACAAGAGGAAGAACUCUAAGAGCUCAUUUCACACAAUUUGUACAAAAUGCUAGUUUUAUUCAAGGUAUUAUCAGAAAAUAUCAAACUAACAAGCUUGUCAAGGAUAAUUUGGCAAUUAUUGAAGUAAUUCAAUCUUGUAUGAUUGGUAGAAAUGCAGUGAAUUCUUUUGUAAACUCAAAAACUUGUAUUGAGGCUAUUCAAGCAUUUUUAAUUGGAAAAUUAGAAAGAAUCAGAACUAAAGAAUUGGAACAUGAGAAAUGUAAAGUGGAUUGCACAUCCACAUUACAAGCCACAAUGAGAGGAAAUUUAGUGAAGAGAGAAAAGGAGUUUCAAUUAUCAGCUGCUGAAUGCAUUCAAGCAACUAUUGUAGGUGCCUUAGAGAGAAAGUUACUUCAUCAAGCUUUAACAGAGCAAUCAUUCUUAACCGAUGUUACUUUAAUGCAAAGUUUAAUUAGAGGAAAAAUCGAACAAGAUGCAAUUGAAAAAUGUUGGAAUUUAGUAAUAUCACUGCAGAGUUCUUUAAGAGGUUACAAGGAAAUACAACAAUUCGCAACCUCCUUGCAGUCUACGGAGAUUAUACAGUCUCUGGUUAGAGGGGCUUGUGAGAGGAGAAAAUACUCAACUGCUGUUCAAAAUAUUGACACGUUGCAAACCUUUUUCAAAGCUCAAAUAAUCAGGAGCGAAUUAUCCCAAUACCAGAAUUCUUCUCUUUUACUAGGAGCUUUCUUUGAGAAACAUUCAGCCAAAAGGAAAUUCAGAGAAGAGAAGCAAUCAUUGACAAAUAUUCAAGCGAUAUUGAAAGGACAUCUUUCUAGAGAGAACUAUGCAAGCUCGAUAUGCAGUGUAAUAACUCUUCAAGUUAAUCUCAGAUCAGCCCUUACAGCCAGAGAGGUCAGCAAAGAAAUGGACGAAAUAACCACAAUUCAGGCAUUUCAAAGAGGUAGUAUCUGCAGAAGAGAAGCAUCCUCUAGUUUGGCAUCAGUUUACUACUUGGGAGGAUCAAUUAUUGGAAAAAUUGAACGUUCUACCUUUUUGAAAUGUUUAUCCUCGGUUUAUGAUAUUCAAGCUUCAAUAAUUGGCUCUAUUAAAAGAAAGAGAUUGAAACAUAUAUACGCUCUAGUAGAAAAUAUCUUAGCUCUAAGAGAAAGAAAGAUUGAAGAAGAGCUUUUGCAAAGCAGUAUUCAAAAAAUUACUAUUCUCCAAUCUAUUGUUAGAAGAAACAAUGUCCUUACACCUAACGUUGCAUUAACAAUACAAUCGAAUGUCAAGGGAUAUCUUAUCAGAAGAGAAAAACAUGAGGCAACGGAGAACAUUAAGACUCUAUCAGGCUUUCUUCAAUCAUCUCAAUCAAGAAAGGUCCAUCAAAGCAAAUUGACACAAAUCAUUCAAUUGCAAGCAAUUAUUCGUGGAAAUUUAUCUAAAAAGUAUAGAGAUCAAAGGAAAUCUGAUCUAUUAUGUUUACAGGGCUUAAUAAGAGGUUAUUUGUGGAGAAAUGAAUCCUAUUUGUAUAUUCCUAAUACUAGCUUGGCAGUUGCUCCAAUUUCUGUCACUGAAACCAUCAAGAGAAUAUUUGAAGAUGAAAUCACAGAGGAUUCAUCAGAUAGCAGUCCUACUGAAGUUAUUCCUCCAACCAGUAGAAGAGUUCCAUCGUUUGAUGCAGUAACAGGAGGAAGAUCUAAACUUUCCCAACUUAUUAAGGACAAAGUUACAAAGUCACCAGUUCUUGAUCUUUCAAAUAUGAAUAUCGAAUCUCUUCCACCAAUAGGAACAGACUGUUAUCACAUAACGGAUUUGAAUCUCUCCAAAAAUAUGUUAGUAACCUUACCAGAGUGGUUCUGUGACAAGUUUCCGAACCUUAAAAGGUUAAAUUUGAGUGGAAACAGAUUUUUCGAUACUAACAAGUUACUUUCAGAAAAUUUAUCACCAAUUUCUCAAACUUUAACCUUCCUUGAUUUGAGCAAGAAUAGAUUAGAGUACUUUGAAUUGCAUUACAUUGAUGAAAAUGAUAACGUUAUGACCACAAAUUUCCCAAACCUAACUAGUUUGAAUUUGAGUUAUAACCAACUUUUGAAUGUUUCCAGUGAAAUGUUUGAGCUCGUCUCUUUAAACAAACUUGAAAAUCUAGAUCUCUCACAUAACCAAUUGCUUACUUUUCCUACUUUGAAAUCUUCUGAUCUAUUAAAGAGAUGGAAGGAUUUCAAGGUUAUUAAUUUGGAACACAAUUCUUUCCUCCAAUCUGAAAUUGGUAAGAUAUUUUACAUGUUCAAAAAGCGUCCAGACUUGUUGAAACAAUUGAAAGGUCAGCUCUAUAAGCGAGGAGCUGCCAAGGAGAGUGAAUCAAAGCAAGUAAUGGAUGAUUUGGAAAUUAAUGCAGAGAUUGGCGCUCUAAUGGAGGAGGAAACUCAAACGGAAAUGACAGAAAUGGCUUAUCAUGAUCAAUUCAAAUCCAACCUCACCUCACUAGGAAGUAUAAGAACUAUCAACACUAAUAGUGACUAUGAUUCAGAAGAUGAUGAAUUGAUGACUGAUAGAUCUUUCUACAGCUCUACAUCUAAUUUAUCUUCUGGAGGAAUUAGUCCUAGAUUUAGUUCUCCAGCUCUUCCAAGAAAGAACAGAGCUAAUUCAGCAUCUCCAUUCUUGUUAGGUCAAACUCCAAAACAUAGCAAUAAUACAGAAAGUACAGAAGGUUCACCAAGAACUGAUCUGGAAAAAGAUACCCCAGAACUAGAUUCUCCAAAGACACCAAGAUUAGAACUUUUAGGACAACCAAAGCCAAUAUCAAUCAAUGUUUUGACUCCAAUAUCAGGUCAGGCCAAAUAUAGCUUUAUUCAAGAUAUUCCAACAGUGCAAUCAACAAACACACCAACUACUUUCACUCCUCCUGAUUACGAAACUAAAACUGUAAAUAUUCCAAAGCUCAAUUUGAACUCAGCUCCAUCACCUAAUACUCCAAACAAUCAAUUAACUUUGAAUGCUGACAAUUUCCUUUCCGCUCGUUCUGCGUCUUCUGAUAAUAUGAGUACACCUAAUUCUUCAUUGGCAAGUCCUGUUGUUGAAUCUGAAAAUUUGAUCUUUAUUCUCAAUACUGAAGCUCUCAAAGACUCUUUCAAAGAUUUCUGCGAAAAGGAACACUCUGGAGAGUCUAUCGAAUUUUAUGAUGCUGUUUCUUCAUUCAAGAAACUCUCUAACCCAGUCGAAGUUAGAGAUCUUGCCUGUAAUAUUUAUGAUUUAUUCAUAAAUCCAAUAGGAAAACACGCCCUUAAUAUAAAUAAGAAACAAAUAGAUAAGGUAAAAUUGGAUCUAUUCAAAGAGGAUGGAACACUCACAGAAGUGGUUUCAACUGGAACUUUUGAUUCUUUAUUAUAUUAUGUAAAAAUGAAUUUGAUGGAUCCUCUGAAAAGAUACAAGGCAACAGAGGAAUUUAAAAAGUUGGAUGAAUUUGUCAAGAUGCCACCUGUGGAUAUUCCACUACCAAGACCAAAGUGGGGCACAGCAAGACAUCCACUUUUGAAGGUUGGAGAAUCUAAAAAACAAUUCAGAAGAAAGAAAAUUCCAUACCUUUCAACUCCAAAACCUUCCACAACCAACAGUAAUAACAGUACUAGUGAGGACAGAACACCUACUAUUCAAGGAAGUAUUUCUCCAAUCCCAGAGAGAAAGAGUAUCAAUAUCAAACAGAUGAAGAAUAGAAUUAACAACCUUAUGGAAAUUUUACACUCCGAGAGAAAGUACCUCUCGUUUCUCAUAGAUUUAUGGGAAAUGUAUUACAUGCCUCUCGUGGAUAACAAAUAUUUGAAAGGAACUGAACAACCUGUUUCUAAAAAGAGAAAAUCCACUUCUGAGCCACCAAGCACAAGCGAAGAUUCGACUCUCAAAAGAAAAAUCUCGUUCAUUGAUAAGAUUUUCAACAAGCAAAAGAGUUCUUCCUCAUUAAAGGAUGAAGAUAAGAGAUUGGUCGGUAAGAAGGAUGCUCUCGAGAUGUUCCCAGCCAAUUUAUUUACCAUUAUCACUUUCAACAAGAGCUUUUUAGUUUCAUUGGAGGAGAGAUUUGCACUAUACAGCGAGGAGCAAGAAGGUUCAAUUAUUCCAAGAAUGUACAACAUGAUGAUUGGAGAUAUAUUCGAAAAGAGUAUUCCAUACUUUAGAAUUUAUGAAAAUUAUUUGGAAACUUAUGAAAGUUGUAUGAACAAAAUUAGACAAGUCAGAGCUCAAAACAAGGAAUUUGACACCUGGAUUAAGAAACGUAAAUCUCACCCAAGAAGUAGAAAUUUGGAAAUUAAUUCACUACUUGUGGUUCCUGUUCAAAGAGUUGUCAGAUACAAACUCUUAAUUGAAAAUCUUAUUGAAACAACUGAGGAAGAUCAUCCAGACCAUAUUCACUUACUUAAAGCUCUGGAUAUGAUUGUGGAUGUUGCCAACCAACAAAACAAUAAUAUUCGUCUUACUAAUAACCGUGUCAAGGUGAGAAUGUUGACACAACUCUUUGAUUUUUAUGAACAAUUGGGAGCUUCCUCAAUUUCUUCAGGAGGUGUUGUAGAAGAUAAUUUAUUAAUUAGAGAAGGAGAUGUAGAGAUUCAAAUAAUGAAGGAUGAAAAAUCCAGUCCAAAACGAUCCUACAAGGUUCAGAGAGCAUACCUCUUUACUAAUGUCAUUAUAUUUGUGGAAAAAACCAAACAAGUUGACAAACAAAUUACACAAGAAGAAAAUACCAAAUCAUCAGAAAGCUCACAAGGUGAAACAAAUACCAAUAUGGAGUUGAGAAAAUCCUCAUCGUUCGUUAUGAGAAAAUUAAAGAAGAGUGGAUCUGAAAAUAACCUUACCAACUCACCACCUAUGCACAAGUCAAUCAAGGUAGAGAAGAAGCAUUUCCGUUUGGAGGAUGCCUUUGUUUCAGGAGGAUCAGCACUUACCAUUGAAAUUCGUUUCACAACACCAUCCAUUCACUCCCUCAAGUCAUAUUCAACCAAUGAUUUGACAUCUGUUGGAAAUUUUAAUAUUGGAUCAACAAUCAACUCGGCACGUAGUGCAAAAUCAUCAAACAGUACAGAAGAUAUGCCAGAUUCUGCCAGAAAACGAUCUUUCAGUCUUUUUGGGAAAUUGACAGGCAAACACAAGAAACAAACCAAUAUUUCCAAAGAUCAAACAGUUGCAGUAUUGAGUUUUGAUUCCUCUGAAUUGAAGAAUGAAUGGCUUUUUGAUUUGGAAUCAUCUAUCAAGGAAGCCAAACAACGAGCAGCCAACAAGGCAAGCAAACUCCAAAUUUCCUCAUCCUUUACAAAUUAAUAAUAUUAUUCAAUUUUUCAAAAA